Molecule: messenger RNA, 566 nt
Organism: Fomitopsis serialis
Lineage: Eukaryota; Fungi; Basidiomycota; Agaricomycetes; Polyporales; Fomitopsidaceae
Exons: 3
Source: RefSeq, a predicted model, not a curated record
CGGGUUUCAAGGUCACGCAGAGCAAACCUCAUGACGCUCACCAGCUUCGCCUCCACUUGAGUGGUUUGGGCGCUGUUCUUGCGAUGCACCUGUUGGCGCUGUGAUGCGUCUGGCCGUAAGAUGGUGCUUCAUAGGAAGCGGAUGCGUAGUCGCGGCCGAUAGUAUUUAGGGAAUUUGGUUCUUACUGUACUCCCCAGCUCACCUUUUCCUUUCGAGUUCACUCAAGCAGAGGUACUGGCUACCCUGUUUUUAAACGACUCACAUUCUCUUCACCGACGCUUUCUUGACGACCAACCCCGCAAUACACGAUGCGCUUCACCACAUUCCUCUCAGUUGCGUUCGCCGCCGCCGCCACCCCGGCCUUCGCUUUGCCCACCAACACUGUCCAGUUCGCUAAUCGUACGAACAGCUUCGCGAGCCGUACAGUCGAGGACGACUCGGUCUAUGCGCGUGAGUAUGACAGCGACCUCUGGGCGCGCCGUGACCCCCGCCCCGGUUUGCCUCCCCAGAAGCCCGUGCCGACGUACCCGCCUCCCGCGCCGCCCACUGGCGGUCGCACCGCCGCA